AUGAAGAUCCAGGACCGCACCUUCAUCAUCUCCGGCGGCGCAUCCGGCCUCGGCAAGAGCUCCGCCAUCGAAAUCAUCAAAGCCGGCGGUUAUGUCUCGGUCCUCGACCUGUCCGACGAAGAAGACGGCAAGGAGUUGGAAAAGGAGCUCGGCCCAUCCGCAAAGUUCUUCCACUGCAAUGUGACUGAGACUGAGAGCAUCGCAAAGGCCGUCCAGGGCACCGUGGACUGGGUGAAGCAGACGGGAAAGCCACUGGGCGGUAUCAUCCCCGGAGCAGGCAUUGGUCUCCCAGCAGCUAUCCUCAACCGCAAGGGCGAGUCUCUAAACAUUGACGACGUCGACUUUGUCCUGAGCGUCAACUUUCGAGGCGUAAUCGACCUCGUCCGGCAAGCCGCAGUCCAUCUCGCCAAGGUCGAGCCCGAGGGCCCAGACGGAGAGCGCGGCGUCGUCAUCCUGGUCAGCAGCUCGAGCGCCUUUGACGGCCAGUACGGCCAGGUCGCCUAUGCGGCUACCAAGGGAGCUGUCGCAUCAAUGGCGUUGCCCAUGUCUCGCGAUCUGGCGAGCUACGGCAUCCGCGUCGUUGCCAUCGCCCCCAGCCUGUUCAACACGAAUCUGUCGAUUGGUAUGAGCGACAGGGUUCGGAAAGCCAUAGAAGACACGUUUGUGUUUCCGAACCGAGCCGGCAAUCCGCCCGACUUUGCUAUCUUGGUCAAGCACAUUAUCGAGAAUCCCAUGUUGAACGGAACAGUCAUCCGAUUGGAUGGAGCGUCGAGACUGAGCAAGCUCGUGGGGUACAUGUAUUUAGCAAAUUUCGCAGACGGAACGAAAUCACCUACAGGAAACACCACGCAUCAGAUGGAACACCUCAGAGCCGUGACUGGAUGGCGGGAAGACGGACCAAACGCCAAGCUCCACGGAUACAACUCGUCGCACCUCUUCCGAUGGCAUCUCAUUCUGAGCCUCAUCUUUCAACACGUCCGCAUAUGCGCCAUCAUGACACCAAAAGAGGGUCACGAUAGGAUCCUUAUUCGCUUGCAACAAGAAUACUAUCCCCUGCGCCAAACCCCGACACUAUGCCAUCAAGGAAUUCGAGCUCUGGUCCUGGUCCGAUACUUCUGGCUAGCUGCAAAGAUGCUCAUCCUCGAGCUAUAUCUCUUGGACCUCGUCUUCUGGAAAAUCCAUCGCUUUGCUCGACGGAGGAACAUUCUACCCCAAUACACGAGAAUCUUCUCUCCUGGAUUUCACAGACUUGCCGUCUUAGCACCACUCCCACCCUCCAGGUUUCGUUACUCGAUGGCGAGAAUUAUCGCAGGCAUCUGGUAUUGGUGGGCGAGCUUCCUUGGCGUUCCGCUGAUGGCGUGGAUUGUGUUUACCGCAACCAAAUCAUAA
This is a messenger RNA of Trichoderma aggressivum f. europaeum, 1389 nucleotides long. RefSeq lists its product as uncharacterized. The coding region runs from base 1 to 1389 and encodes 462 amino acids. The record is from RefSeq and is a predicted model, not a curated record. Gene Ontology annotation, molecular function: oxidoreductase activity. NCBI's taxonomy places the organism in Eukaryota, Fungi, Ascomycota, Sordariomycetes, Hypocreales, Hypocreaceae. The transcript is spliced from 4 exons.